AUGUUUAGGGAGAGCUCAACUGACUUGAACAUGGUCAUAGGAGCAUUGCAUGCUGCUGUUAUUUUUAUUGGAAUUAACAACUGCCAAACUGUUCAACCAGUUGUGGCCAUUGAAAGAACUGUAUUCUAUAGAGAAAGGGCUGCUGGAAUGUAUGCUCCUCUGCCUUAUGCUAUAGCACAGGUUUUCACCGAAAUACCAUAUGUGUUUGCCCAAACUGUGUUUUACUCACUCAUUGUGUAUGCUAUGGUGAGCUUUGAGUGGAAAGUGAAGAAUUUCUUCUGGUUCUUCUUUGUCAGCUUCUUCUCCUUCCUGUACUUCACAUAUUACGGUUUGAUGACCGUGUCCAUCACACCAAAUCACCAAGUGGCAUCAAUCUUCGCAGCAGCGUUCAACGGUCUCUUCAACCUCUUCUCUAGCUUCUUUAUCCCAAAACGUGAGAGUAUACCCUUCUAG
Messenger RNA from Lotus japonicus, 453 nucleotides. RefSeq names its product ABC transporter G family member 36-like. NCBI's taxonomy places the organism in Eukaryota, Viridiplantae, Streptophyta, Magnoliopsida, Fabales, Fabaceae. Gene Ontology annotation, molecular function: ABC-type transporter activity. The transcript has 2 exons. Gene Ontology annotation, cellular component: membrane. The record is from RefSeq and is a predicted model, not a curated record. The coding region runs from base 1 to 453 and encodes 150 amino acids.